Messenger RNA from Lingula anatina, 2957 nucleotides. RefSeq names its product monocyte to macrophage differentiation factor 2. The record is from RefSeq and is a predicted model, not a curated record. Gene Ontology annotation, molecular function: pore-forming activity. Gene Ontology annotation, cellular component: membrane. NCBI's taxonomy places the organism in Eukaryota, Metazoa, Brachiopoda, Lingulata, Lingulida, Lingulidae.
UGUGCAGUUGGCUGGUAAGGACAGUUCGUUCUACGUGCAUGUUGUUGCGACGUUUCAUGGCUACUUAAAAUAAUGAAAUCAGCGCUUUUCGACGGAGGCUCAAUCUGCUGGAAGGGAGAUAUUUGAAGCAAACAUGUACUACACUCGCUGGAUACAUUCCAGCGUGAAGAGUUAUAUUGAAACCAUGGACGGAUUUCGCAAAGCUAGACUGAUGAACUGCCGUGCCAGGCCAGGCAGUGCCUAUGUGCCAACUGAUGUUGAACACAUUGCCAACAUGGUUACCCAUGGGAUAUGGAUCUUGCCUAGUUUUGCAGCUGGGGUAUGGAUGGUGAACCUGGCCCACACACCCCUCCAAUACCUUACUUCUGUUAUAUAUGGUAUGGCAUUAAUGGCCUUAUUUAUCACUUCAACCACAUUUCAUACCAUAUCCUACACUGGGAAAUGCAUGUCAUGGAAGAAUGUCUUCCAUAUAGGCGACCGAGCUGUCAUAUACAUCUUCAUUGCCGCUUCGUACACUCCAUGGCUGACCCUGAAGGACAUGCAGACCUGGGGCAUGCAGACACUUUGGCUGGUUUGGCUAGCAGCUGUUCUGGGGAUUGUCUAUCAGUACACCUUCCACGAGAAGUACAAAUGGUUGGAAACCAUACUCUAUGUGGUGUUAGGGGCCUGUCCCGCUGUAUCUGUAGUAGCCAUGAAGAAUGUAUCUGGAUUGACUGAGAUGGCAUUUGGCGGAAUGGUCUACAUCAUUGGUGUGUUCUUCUUCAAGUGUGAUGGCGUCCUUCCAUUUGCCCACGCCAUUUGGCACUGCUUCGUAUUUGUAGGGGCAGCCUUCCAUUACUAUGCUGUCUGUAAAUACCUGCUUGGUCCACACAAUGUGGAAGCUUCCUGACCUCUUCCCCCCCACCCACCCCUUCAACACACAAACAGGUACAUGUAUCAUACACAUUGGAUAUGUUAUUUAGAUUUACAAAUAGAUUAAAUAAAUAGUAAUUAUAUAUCUUUGGUAUUACCAUUUUUAAAAAAACUACAAUUGACUUUAGUGCAUUAUACAAAUAAUAGGGGUUUAUCUUUGAUAUUAUGAAUUUAUUAGCUAUUUGAUAUUAUGAGAAUUUUUGAGGGAAUUUACCCAAAACUGAUAUUUUUGAGAGUACCAGAACAAGAAAUGAUAAUUGUGGACAAAGGAGAUUUGUAGAAUUUGUAGACAGAAGCACUUAUUUUUUAGGAUCCCUUUCUAUUACUGGUAUAUAUAGCAUUACAAGAAAGUAGGCAUUGCCUAGUUGAGCAAGUGUGUUGAAAUUUUAGAUCUUAUGAUAAGAAUGCAUAAACAAUAUCAAGAAAAUGUGUUUCUGAUAAUUGUAGUGUUCAUGUUUCACAAAUAUCGACUUAAUACUGUACUUAGAUAUUGUCAUGUAUAGAGAUCUCAGCUUAUCCAAUUUUGAAGUCAUGUAAAUAUGACACAUUUGGUGACCUAGAUUAAACAUGACCAAUGUAAAGAGAUACUAGAGUUUUCUGAGAAGGUGGUGUGGGCAUGAUGCAUAAUUAUUGGAUUUUUCUUUUCAAAUAACUUUGAUAUAAAAAAAAUCAGUAUUUUGCAUAUGUGUAAUAUUGUGUGGUACUUUAAUUCACUUUUCCAGGCGAUUUACUUUGGUGUCAAGUAGUAAGCACUCCCACAAGAUACUUAUGAUAGAGUGCGCAUGAUAAUGAAUGAAAAUCAUCUGAGAUCAUUUGGCACUGCAUGUUCUCAUACGAGACUAGUUAUUAUGUGAAAAAUCCACGUGAGGUAGGGUUAAUUUUUUUUGCAAUAAGGGUGAAAUAUAAUGUGCCAAGAAUGUCUUCUUUGAAAGCAAUACUGAAAUGAUGUUAUAUAUAAAACAUUGUGAAUACUUACUGUUUUGCAAAAGAGUGUUAUGCCACAGAACUUCAGAGAAAACGACCAGAAAAUUUUUGUGGAUAAAUUUUGCCAACUUUUAUUAGUUGCUGCACUGCACACAAUAUUCUGUCAUCAUAUUUAACCCCCACUCUCCUCCAAAUUUUGCAAAAUCUCUCUUGGUUUUAGAAUAAUGUGUGGACUUUGGGAUAUCUCAGAUGAUUUGCAUUCUACCGAUGGGAAGGCCAAACAAAAGCAAAUUCCUUCUGUUACAAUUUCAGUGGGUGGGACAACAGAAGGAUUAGAUUGGCUUUCUAUGACUAGAGCUUGUAAUCACAAAUUCUGCUUAUGCACUAUUUGCUAUGUUAACUGGAAGUGAACCUUUACUGUUACAGCAUUAAGUUAAAUCAUGUUCCUUGUUAGCAUAUCCAGUUGAAGGAAAUUUUUUGCUCCAUAUGCUUUUCUCACCAUUUGAGGGAAGAACAAAGUCUAAGUCAUGCAUACCAUUAUGCUUGUGUUUUCCAGUCCUUUUGGACAGCAACAAAAUAAGGUUGCCAAAAGUUUGUAUCUUAAAAUGCUUUAAUGUAGAAAUAUUGCUUGUCAUGUUUUUGUACAAUUUCCCUUGAAAAAUGAAGAUCUUUAUGGAGUUGAUAAUGUUGCCCAUUACCAUUAAUUGCUUAAUAUUCUCUCAAUUCAAAGGGCACUUCUGUGCCCAUUAAUGCUAUUUUUUGUGGUACUGGCUAUAAGCUAUUUUACACUACUUCAUAAAAUAACAAAAAUCCUGUUAUCACCCACUAACUAUAUGCUUAGUGUUGCAGCUUUUGUGGCACAAACUUAAGUCAGUUUACACAAUUCAUAGGAAAAAAGACAAUUAUUAAUACCUAUAUUGUAUUGUUUUAUUUUAUGAUUAUUAUAAACUAAUAACAGUAUUUUAUUUAAGCAGUUAUUCUUUUGUCUGUGACCAUGCUGGCCAAUGGGCACUAGAUUUGUUACAGGAAUAUACAUCUUGUUGCUUUGUUAUGUUUUUUGUAAUGCUGUGAUUACUUUAAUUUACUUUUAGUUCUGGUGUCUUAGAGAAAUUUUUUUUUAU